AUGGCAGAACACAGCGACGCGUGCGAUGUUCCCGACCGCCCUAAAUCCUCCCAUGCUGAUACCUCUACUCACACGUUCACCCUCAGCACCAAAAUAUGCAGCCAUCUACCCCGCGAAAUCCGCAACAAAAUCUACUCGCAUCUUAGUCUAGACAAAGAAACCAAGCACGUCAAACGCAUCGACCACUUCACAAGCCCCCAAUUCUGCUUCCAAUUCUCCCGGGAAUGCCUCUUCGGGUACUACGAAAACGUGCCGCAGAUGCUCUACCACCCCUUCAUCACCGACGACAUUGAGUAUUUCAUGCAGUGCUGCACUGGCGCCAAGAAAAUCCCAGGCCUGACCAUCAUCGUAGAGGGCACGCGCACGGAGUAUGAACUAGGGCUUCUCACCAAAGCAGUCGAUCGGCUCAAAGCCACGGGCUACUUGGAUGACAUCGACCGGGCGUUCAAGGUCCGCGUGUACAUCGACAUGGCGCAAAACCCGUGCUGGCGCAGCGUAAACCCCGAAAUCGAGACAGCCGUGAAAACCAUCCAGCCUAUCCUGCAAUUCUUCAAAGAGCGCACCGAAAGCGUCCGGUGCUUCGCGCGACUAAUGCAUAUCGAUGACAAAGAGGCACGUGAGGAUGGGUUGGACGUCACGGAGCACAUGGAAAAGCCCAUGGAUGAGAUUCUGAACUGCUUGGGUCUCUUUCAGUAUGUGGCUAUUGGGCCGGUAAUCUCGGAAGAGAAGAGGAAGGCAAGACAGGCAGCUGAAAAGAGGAAGAAAUUACUCGAAGCGCGUUGA
Paraphaeosphaeria sporulosa is the source of this 783-nucleotide messenger RNA. RefSeq lists its product as uncharacterized. The coding region runs from base 1 to 783 and encodes 260 amino acids. NCBI's taxonomy places the organism in Eukaryota, Fungi, Ascomycota, Dothideomycetes, Pleosporales, Didymosphaeriaceae. The transcript is spliced from 2 exons. The record is from RefSeq and is a predicted model, not a curated record.